This is a messenger RNA of Mercurialis annua (annual mercury), 1161 nucleotides long. RefSeq names its product protein RESISTANCE TO PHYTOPHTHORA 1, chloroplastic. Lineage: Eukaryota; Viridiplantae; Streptophyta; Magnoliopsida; Malpighiales; Euphorbiaceae. The record is from RefSeq and is a predicted model, not a curated record. Gene Ontology annotation, biological process: defense response. Gene Ontology annotation, cellular component: chloroplast. The transcript is spliced from 4 exons. Bases 125 to 769 code for a protein of 214 amino acids.
UUCAAUUGGAAGUAAUUCCACAAAACGACAGGGUAUUUGGUUAUUCAACUUAGCCAUACAUUCAUUAUCUGAAAACAGCAGACAAUCUUCUCGCUCAGACUGGUUCAUCUUCUCUAGUAAAACCAUGAACUCACUAAUCUCAUCCUCUUUUUGUAAUCAUGGCAUUUCAAAAUUAGCAUUAACAAACACAAUCUUCGGAUACAGACACAGUUCAUGCAAAAACUCAAAUUUAUCUAUCAAAAUAAGAGCCAAUGCAAAUGAAGUAGAUACACAGAUAACAGACGAAUCAUCACAACAAGAACUAAAACCAGUAGAACCAAUUACUGCCCCUGCACUUGACAUCGAAAAAGACCUCAAAAAGGCUGUUCAAAAAACUGCAGCAACUUUUGCGCCGAGGGCUUCUACAGCUUCCAGAAAUCCUGCAGUACCAGGGUCGACGUUGUACACAGUUUUCGAGGUUCAGGGCUAUGUCUCAAUGUUGGUAGGCGGGGCUCUUUCUUUCAAUCUCAUUUUUCCAUCAAAUGAGCCUGAUUUAUGGAGAUUAAUGGGGAUGUGGUCAAUCUGGAUGUUCACAAUUCCAUCGUUGCGAGCUAGAGACUGCUCCAAGAAUGAGAAAGAGGCGCUUAACUAUCUGUUUCUUCUCGUUCCUCUGCUAAAUGUUACAAUUCCAUUCUUUUUGAAGUCCUUUGCGGUUGUAUGGUCUGCAGAUACUGUAGCAUUCUUUGCAAUGUAUGCAUGGAAGAUGGGAUGGCUACAGAAAACAGAGUAGAAAUCAAUAUCACUACUUCUGCUUCUCUAAGUGAUAGAACUGCGAUGGUAAUAAUCUAUAUAUGUUGCACGGAAGCUUCUCAAAUACUACAUUUCGGCAUUUUAUUUCCAUUUCAGGAAAAACUUUUAAAAUUCCGAAACUCUAUACCGAUAACUUAUUCUUGUAAAGAAUUAUUAUUUCAGUAUUUUAUUUUCGUGCUACAUUUCAACCGACUGUGCUACAUAAUGUCUUGCAGUCUCGGACGCAGUGGAAGUUAAUAUACUGGGAUGGAUAAGAUGUACACAGACUCACAGAGUAUUAGGUUUACUGUAAUUUGAAAAACAAAAUACUGAUUUUGCUGCUGUAAGCAAGGCCUGUGUUUUUCCAGGCAAUAGAAAGUGUUGUUAUUUACA